UACCGAGUACUGAUCAGCUUGUGUUAGGAUAUCAGAAAGAGAGUUAACCUAAUUUUAUUAUAAGUCUGAGCUUUUUGGAGCUUUUUGACUUGAAAAUGGCCGAUAGUAAGUUAGUUGGCGAUUGCAAGAUCGGAAAACUGAUAAUUGAAGGAAAAACUAAACAAGUCUAUGAAUUGCCUUCCGAUCCAGGAAAUUGCCUUCUGCUUAGCAAAGAUAGAAUAACAGCUGGCGAUGGAGUCAAAGCGCACGACUUAAAAGGAAAAGCAGUAGUUUCGAAUAAAACCACCUGUAAAGUGUUUGAAAUUUUAAACUCAGUGGGAGUUCCAACAUCGUUUGUUAAAGCUGUCUCAGAUUCAGCGUUUAUAUCUAAAAAAUGUGAAAUGAUACCCAUCGAAUGGGUGACGAGACGCUUGGCGACCGGUUCCUUCCUGAAGAGACAUCCUGGAGUAAAGGAAGGCUAUAGAUUUGCUCCAAUAAAGCGCGAAACAUUUUUCAAAGAUGAUGCAAAUCAUGAUCCGCAAUGGUCAGAUGAGCAAAUUAUCAGCGCCGAAUUCAAAUUUAAUGGCCUAUUGAUCGGUGAAAAGGAAGUCGACUACAUGUCGAGGCUCUCAAUUUUAGUGUUCGAAAUAUUGGAGAAAGUAUGGCAAACGAGGAAUUGUGCCUUAAUCGAUAUGAAAAUCGAAUUUGGAGUAGAUAGCAAUGGAGAUAUAAUUGUUGCUGAUGUUAUCGACUCCGAUAGUUGGAGAUUAUGGCCCUCAGGUGACAAGAGAUUAAUGGUAGACAAGCAAGUGUACCGCAAUUUAGCGACUGUAACUGAUAAAGAUUUGGAUACAGUGAAGCGAAAUUUCGAAUGGGUCGCUGAUCAGCUCGACCAUUUGUUGCCACCAAGUGAUCAUCUGGUAGUAAUACUAAUGGGAAGUUCGAGCGAUAAAGACCACUGUAACAAAAUACGAAAGUAUUGUGAAGAAUUAGGGCUUGAUGUUGAAAUCAGAGUGUCUUCUGCUCACAAAACGACUGAAACCACUUUAAGAAUUAUCAGUCAUUACGAGUCUUUGAAUAUAAAGAUUGUAUUCAUUGCGGUGGCAGGCAGGUCUAAUGGGCUCGGACCAGUGAUCUCCGGCAAUACUGACUUUCCCGUUAUUAAUUGUCCCCCUUUAACAAAAGAAGAUAUAGACCGAGACAUAUGGUCGAGUCUCAACGUCCCAAGUGGACUUGGUUGUUCUACUGUGGUUUAUCCUGAAACCGCAGCUUUAGCAGCUGCUCAAAGCAUUGCUUUAUCGAAUUACUUGGUUUGGUCUAGAUUGAGAGUUCGACGCUUAAAUAACCACAAAACGUUGCCCCGAGCUGAUGAAGAAAUGAGAAACAGUAACUGAAUUAUUUAAAAAACGGUUCACUUAAGUAUAUAUGGCUAAGAUUCAAUAAACUAAUCAGUUUUGUUAUUAAAAUGAUCGUCUAUUUUUGAGGUUUUGAUUGAAACUCAAUAUCUCAGAAGCAGACAGUUUUGUAUUUUGCAAGUUUUCAGCAAUAAAAUCUAAGAAAAAUA
This is a messenger RNA of Dendroctonus ponderosae (mountain pine beetle), 1543 nucleotides long. RefSeq names its product bifunctional phosphoribosylaminoimidazole carboxylase/phosphoribosylaminoimidazole succinocarboxamide synthetase (gene Paics). Gene Ontology annotation, biological process: 'de novo' IMP biosynthetic process. Lineage: Eukaryota; Metazoa; Arthropoda; Insecta; Coleoptera; Curculionidae. The record is from RefSeq and is a predicted model, not a curated record. The transcript has 7 exons. Gene Ontology annotation, molecular function: phosphoribosylaminoimidazolesuccinocarboxamide synthase activity. Bases 96 to 1373 code for a protein of 425 amino acids.